Phaeoacremonium minimum UCRPA7 is the source of this 1830-nucleotide messenger RNA. Its product is annotated as putative amidase-like protein. Gene Ontology annotation, molecular function: catalytic activity. The coding region runs from base 1 to 1830 and encodes 609 amino acids. The transcript is spliced from 4 exons. The record is from RefSeq and is a predicted model, not a curated record. Lineage: Eukaryota; Fungi; Ascomycota; Sordariomycetes; Togniniales; Togniniaceae.
AUGGCGCCGAAUCGCCGUUACGCCAAUUAUCCUGGAGCCAAGGAGUCGAAAAACGUCGCUUAUAUCGUCGAGGAUGACAAGAACCCAGUGAUUAGGGGUUUGCCGGUGGUGAUAGUGUCAACGAUCGUCGCCAAAGUGCCCGCCCUGCAGCGCUACCUCUAUGCAAAUGCCGGCUUCGGCAAGGUGAAAGACAUUCCUGGUUUGAAUGACGAACUCUGGCGCUUUCAGCCCACUGUUAUCCCACUCGCAGACUCGAGUGACCCGCCUGCAAAGCUGGAAAUUGGGCCGGAGCUGUAUCGCUCGCAACCAGAGCAGUGGUCUGGCAGAUACUACUCCGUCGCCGACUAUCAUGAGGCGUACAAGUCCGGCAAAGUAACGCCUCUUCAGGUCGUCGAGGCGCUGCUGCCACUGAUCAACCGAGAGCACAAGCCAUCAAGCGAGUACUCCAUAGCAUGGCUUGAGGUUCAUAUCGACGAGGUGCUCGCCGCAGCGACAGCUUCAACCGAAAGAUAUGCCGCUGGAAAGCCCCUCGGCAUUCUGGAUGGUGUGCCUGUCGGCGUCAAGUGCGACAUCGACAUGAAGGGCUACGUGACCAGCCUCGCCAUGAAAAUCAACACGGCGUGGCCGUACUUCCAGACACCAGCCACCCAAACCGUGUGGCCAGUAGAGAAGCUCCAGGAGGUCGGUGCCAUUGUCGUCGGCCAGAACAACAUGCACGAGGUGGGAAUGGACACCACCGGCUGCAACCCCACGACAGGAACGCCAGUCAACUGGUUCAACAAGUCGUACUAUCCUGGAGGCUCGUCCUCGGGGGCAGGAUCGGCACUCGGCGCCGGUCUGGUUCCUGUAACUGUCGGGACGGAUGCUGGCGGGAGCACGCGCGUGCCGCCAUGUUAUGCUGGGUGCUACUCGUUCAAGACGUCUCAGAACAGGACAUGUACUAAGAACACAACGAUGACCGUGAUCAGCCCGAUGUGCAGCACAGUGGCUGAUCUCACGAUAGCAUAUCGUCUUAUGGCCCAGCCGAACCCCGACGACCCUAUACAAGGCCUCUUUGCCCCAUCUGUUGCCCCUGACCCGUCGGCCAAGAAGUAUAUCGGUCUGUGCCACGAGUGGAUUGCUCGUUCAAGCCCUGUCGUGCUGGAGGUCUUCAAUAAGGCCAUCGACUACUAUACAACGAAGUUGGGAUACGAAGUCGUUGAUAUUCACAUUCCAUACCUGCGCGAGGGCCAGCUCGCCCAUGGCGCCAUCUGCCUCACUGAGGGCGCUGAUGAAGCUCGGUCUCGAGUACCGCCUGGUACCAAUUUCCUCGACCAGGUGAACUACCCGAACAAGGUAAUGUUUGGCGUUGGCUCGCAGGCUUCGGCAGGCGACUAUCUGAAGUUUGGUCAGAUCAGGCAGACGAUAAUGCAGCAUAUCGCGUUUCUCUACGAGAAAUACCCAGGUCUGCUCAUCGUCACGCCGACGAUGCCGCUGCCAGGGUGGAAGAUCGAUCCGGGUGACCUGAAGUACGGAUUCAGCGACGGGAACCGGUCACUCCUGAACAUGUUAUAUGUAUGGCUGUCCAACAUGACUGGCUGUCCCUCUCUUACGGCCCCGAUUGGGUAUGUUGAUCCCGAGCAGGGCGAGGGUAAGCUGCCUAUUGGUAUACUGGCAAUGGGCGAAUGGAACGCUGAAGAACAGUUACUGGUUUGGGCCGGUGAGGCUGAGAAGUAUCUCAACGAGGUGUAUCCAGGCGGUAGGCUCAAGCCCAAAGGGUGGGUGGAUGUUUUGGGGCUGGCUCAGGGGCAGAAUGGCAUGGCAAAGGCCAGUAACGGGAUAUCAAGCUGA